Molecule: messenger RNA, 2796 nt
Organism: Neofelis nebulosa (Clouded leopard)
Lineage: Eukaryota; Metazoa; Chordata; Mammalia; Carnivora; Felidae
Gene: MAN1C1
Product: mannosidase alpha class 1C member 1
Exons: 12
Coding region: 238-2139 (633 amino acids)
Biological process (GO): N-glycan processing; carbohydrate metabolic process
Cellular component (GO): endoplasmic reticulum; extracellular exosome; Golgi membrane
Molecular function (GO): mannosyl-oligosaccharide 1,2-alpha-mannosidase activity; calcium ion binding
Source: RefSeq, a predicted model, not a curated record
GGCCCCGCCGAGGCCCUUGCGCCCCCGCCUCGGCGCGGGGGGACGCGCCCCAAAACUCCUUGAACUUCAGGGGCGGCCCCCGAAGCGGCGAAACUCUCAGGGACCCCCACCCCGGGCGGCUCCCCUCGACGACCUCCCCGCGCCAAACCCCCUGCCGGCCAGUGCCUGCCCUCCGAGGGCCUCGGGGUGGGGGGGCCCGGCCGGAGCUAACCGGCCCCAGCCCCGCUCCAGGCCACGAUGCUCAUGAGGAAAGUGCCCGUCUUCGUCCCGGCCUCCCCGUGGGGGCUGCGGCUGCCGCAGAAGUUCCUCUUCCUUCUCUUCCUCUCGGGCCUCGUCACCCUGUGCUUCGGGGCGCUCUUCCUGCUGCCCAACUCCUCUCGCCUCAAGCGCCUCUUCCUGGCCCCCCGGACCCAGCAGCCCGGCCUGGAGGUGGUGGCCGAAGUCGCCGGCCACCCUCUGGCCCGCGAGCAGGAGUCGCCUCCCAACCCGGCCCCCGCCGUGCCAGCCCCGGGUGAGGACGACGCCAGCAGCCAAGCCAAUGCCCGGCGCCGGAAAGGGUGGCUGCGGCGCACCCACCCCACCGGGACGCGCGAAAUGGCCACGGCGGCCCGGAGCAGCGGCAGCGCGGCCCUCAGACCCCAGGAGCCGAGCAUUCCGUUUAGCUUUGACUUCCACGCGUUCCAGAGCCGCCUCCUCCACCCGGUCCUGGGGACUAGGGCGGAUGAGAGUAAGGAGCCCCAGAGCCUAGUUCGAGCCCAGCGGGAGAAAAUCAAGGAGAUGAUGCAGUUCGCCUGGCAGAGCUACAAGCGUUACGCGAUGGGGAAAAACGAGCUCCGGCCACUCACGAAAGACGGCUACGAGGGCAGCAUGUUCGGAGGCCUCAGCGGGGCAACCAUCAUUGACUCCCUAGACACUCUCUACCUCAUGGAGCUGCAGGACGAGUUCCAGGAGGCCAAGGCUUGGGUUGAAGAGAACUUCCACCUGAACGUGAGUGGAGAAGCAUCCUUGUUUGAGGUGAACAUCCGGUACAUCGGGGGACUCCUCUCAGCCUUCUACCUGACGGGAGAAGAGGUGUUCCGAAUCAAGGCCAUCAAGCUGGGAGAGAAACUCCUGCCCGCCUUCAACACCCCCACGGGAAUCCCAAAAGGUGUUGUGAACUUCAAAAGCAGCUCCAACAGGAGCUGGGGCUGGGCCAUGGCAGGGAGCAGCAGCAUCCUGGCGGAGUUCGGGUCCUUGCACUUGGAGUUCUUACACCUCACCGAGCUCUCUGGCAACCAGGUGUUCGCAGAAAAGGUCAGGAACAUCCGGAAGGUCCUCAGGAAGAUUGACAAGCCCUUCGGCCUCUACCCCAACUUCCUCAGCCCAGUGAGCGGAAACUGGAUGCAACACCACGUCUCGGUUGGAGGACUCGGGGACAGUUUUUAUGAAUAUUUGAUCAAAUCCUGGUUGAUGUCGGCCAAGACAGAUGUGGAGGCUAAAGAUAUGUACUAUGAAGCCUUGGAGGCAAUAGAGACCCACCUGCUGAAUGUCUCUCCUGGGGGGCUGACCUACAUUGCCGAGUGGCGAGGGGGGAUUCUGGACCACAAGAUGGGGCACCUGGCCUGUUUCUCGGGGGGCAUGAUCGCCCUCGGCGCUGAGGAUGCCAAGGAAGAAAAGAGGGCCCGCUACCGAGAGCUCGCAGCCCAGAUCACCAAGACGUGCCACGAAUCGUACGCCCGCUCAGAUACCAAACUGGGGCCCGAGGCCUUCUGGUUUAACUCCGGCAGAGAGGCAGUGGCCACACAGCUGAGCGAGAGCUACUAUAUCCUGCGGCCUGAGGUGGUGGAGAGUUACAUGUACCUGUGGCGACAGACCCACGACCCCAUCUACAGGGAGUGGGGCUGGGAAGUGGUGACGGCCCUGGAGAAAUACUGUCGAACAGAAGCCGGUUUCUCCGGGAUCCAAGACGUGUACAGUAGCAUUCCCAACCACGACAACAAACAGCAGACCUUCUUUCUAGCGGAGACACUAAAGUAUCUCUAUCUUCUGUUCUCUGAAGACGAUGUGCUCUCCCUGGAAGACUGGGUGUUCAACACGGAGGCCCACCCCCUCCCCGUGAACCACUCGGACAGCCCCGGCAGGGGCGGGGGCCAACUCUGACCCCCACCUCCCUGCCGCUCCCGGGGCCCGGAGGGUCGCCUUGCCUUUUCAGGACUUGGGACUGUUCUCAAAGGGAUUGGGAACGUAGGCCCCAUUCUGGGCAGACCCAGGGCACAGGUGUCGGACCAGCAACUUCCUUUCCUCUGUGAGGAGACAGGACUUGGAGACGCAGCAAAUGUCGCACCAGGCCCAGACUUUCCUUCCUAUGGAGAAUUUCUAUGAAACCCACUCACUUGCCAUCCCAGGGCCCAAUGACUGGAGGUCUGCCUAUUGUCGCCAUGUAUUUGGGUCACUUCCGUUCAUGUGGGGAGGAUUUUUUUUUUUAAUUUGUUUUGCUUGGUUUUGCCUUUUCUCUGCAGUUGUGUUUUAUCACAGAUUAUAUGCUUUCAAAAUCAUGUGCUUUCACACGCAGUAUCGUCUUGAUGAACUAAACCUUAAAAGUGUUUGCAGACACAAACCUUGACCCUGUUUUCUAUAUUUUAAAUGCCUUUUGCCCAACAUGUACUAUACGUUCAACUAUGUGGCAUUUACCUUAUAAUUUGAGGAGGCGCUGCCUUUUGAUUUGGGCCUAAAUGUUAACGAAUCACUAGUGCUAUUUUCAUUAUUGUAAUGGAAAAAUCCGUAAACUUACAAUAAAAGAGUUUAUUGAAUAAGAAA